CAACCUACGCCUGCUCUCAAGUAAAGGGAAAAAACCCGAGCUUUUCCUAAAUUCCCGACAAACUAUUCUUGCGUUUGGUUGCCGAGAAAAAUAAGUGGAAGGAGAGCUAGAGGCCAAGGGGACACGAACACGAUGCAGAAAACAGUACAAGCGUGGUUUACGCAGAGCAGUAGUGGAGGUGGCAGUGGAGAUCCACAAAAUCAAGGGUCUUCUCUGCUGGCAGAUUGGAAUUCGUAUGCGGCAACCAGAAAAGAGGAGGGAGGGGGACCUGGAGCCCUCAGCUUCGAUAUUGAGUCUGCUGUCAGGUCCGCCAAUGAAUCCGUCACUGGCACCUUCAGCGUUGUAUCACAAGGAGUGAGAGAGCUACCAGGAAACUUCCAGUCUGCCACCAGUAGUUUACCCUCCGGGAAAGCUCUAAUGUAUUUUGGAUUAUUUCUGGCAACUGGAGUAUUCUUCAUUUUCAUCGCCUUUACCAUGUUCCUUCCAGUUAUGGUGUUAUUGCCCCAGAAAUUCGCUAUCUGCUUUACACUCGGAUGUGGCUUUAUCAUUGGGUCAUUCUUUGCACUUAGAGGUCCCAAGAAUCAACUUCAACACAUGACAUCUGAGGAGAGACUACCUUUUACGGUGGUGUUUAUGGUAACUAUGGCGGGUACCAUAUAUGUCUCCAUGGUGCUUCAUAGCUACAUUCUUUCUGUACUCUUCUCCGUAUUGCAGGUUAUUGGGCUUGCAUACUAUGCUAUUUCCUACUUCCCUGGUGGUUCAGCUGGGAUGAAGUUCCUCACAUCAGCCCUAACCUCUUCAAUUAUGAGACGUUUUGGGAGGUGACUCUGACUUAUAUGCCUUUUUAAGCCAUUCCCUUGUAUAUUUUCUCGUUUUGUCCCUCUAUGGUGGAUCGUAAACUUGGAGUGAUAAAAGAUUGAGUGCUGAACACAGCUAUGAAUUUUUAACUUUUUUUUGAUCUCCAGUCCUAGGAGACCCAGUACCAACAUGAAAAAAAAAAAAAAAAAAACUUUGAUGUUUAUUUCAUCGUCUUCAACACAAUAACCUCUGUCUUUCAACAUC
Tripterygium wilfordii is the source of this 1062-nucleotide messenger RNA. RefSeq names its product protein transport protein SFT2-like. The transcript is spliced from 4 exons. Lineage: Eukaryota; Viridiplantae; Streptophyta; Magnoliopsida; Celastrales; Celastraceae. The record is from RefSeq and is a predicted model, not a curated record. The coding region runs from base 133 to 825 and encodes 230 amino acids. Gene Ontology annotation, biological process: vesicle-mediated transport. Gene Ontology annotation, cellular component: membrane.